AUGCAGACGAUUGGCUAUGGGCUCGCAGCGGAUGUCAGCUGGGGCUUCACGGGGACGCUGCUUGGCAUAUACGCGACGAGCAAUGGGGGCGAGGGACUACGCCUGCUUACUUCUCGGAAUGGACCUACGUGGGGCAAGGACAAUGCCAGGACUGAAAAGACACCAGUUCAGAUUGAGUUCUUCUGGGUUAGGUAA
Molecule: messenger RNA, 195 nt
Organism: Fomitopsis serialis
Lineage: Eukaryota; Fungi; Basidiomycota; Agaricomycetes; Polyporales; Fomitopsidaceae
Exons: 2
Coding region: 1-195 (64 amino acids)
Source: RefSeq, a predicted model, not a curated record